Messenger RNA from Telopea speciosissima, 439 nucleotides. RefSeq lists its product as uncharacterized. NCBI's taxonomy places the organism in Eukaryota, Viridiplantae, Streptophyta, Magnoliopsida, Proteales, Proteaceae. Bases 56 to 316 code for a protein of 86 amino acids. The record is from RefSeq and is a predicted model, not a curated record. The transcript has 5 exons.
CUGUUUUGACAGUGAAGGGUUUUAGGAGUAAAUCGAACCCUAAAAAUCUGCAGAAAUGACACAAAAGUCCAAUCUCUUUAAAGGGCAGAAGAAGCAGAAGUCCAUCCCUCCCAGUCGUCAUGGCAAACCCCCUCAAGCUCGCAAAGGCAAGAGAAAUAUGAAACCAACGAAAGUCACCAAGGACAUGAAUGCUGACCGUGAGCUUACCAAGUUCAUAAACCACUGUAAUGAGGUGAAAGCUGCCACUGCUGCUAAUAAAGAAGGUGGGCAGCUUAGCAUUGUAAAACCACCGCCAGAGUCCACAAGUGGUGCAUAGAAAUAGUAAAUUCUGGGAUUACAGAUGGGGAUUGUUAUAGAUGAUGAGCUUUUGUCCAUCAAGGGUUGUAUAUUAUCCACUGAUUGGUGAGUUAGGAUUUUUUGUGUUCUUAACUUCUGCAAA